AGUAAUAGUCAGCAAAGAAUCUGAAAACAUUGAAUAUGAAGCUCUUUAUAUUAUUAGCAUGUGUAUUGGCAGUUACUGUCGCUCAGAAAGAGAAGAAGCCUAAGGAUGACAAAAAGAAUCCAAUCUGUUCAAAGAAAUUGUCAAUUAAGCCAGAAGAUUGUUGCCCAAACAUGCCAAGCUUCAAACAAUAUUUCCCUGGAUGUGCAGCUCAAUGUAAUGUCACUUUACCAUCUGACAAUGAAUCAGCACCAGCAUCAGGUAAACAAGGAAGAGGCAAUAAGAAUGGAAAAGAUAAUAAGAUGAAGUGUAUGAUGCCAUGUGUCUUGAAAGCUGCUAAUGUUUUGGGAGUUGACGGAAAUGUCUCAGCUGAUGCAUUAAAUGCAGCAUUGUUGAACGGAGUCACUCCAGAUUGGGCUCAGAUUGUUCCAAAUGUAGUUUCAAGUUGCAUCGAUAAUGUUACAGCAAUGGCAAAAUCAAAGCAAAACAGAGAAAAGUCAUCUGAAGAAGAAAGUGAACGUAAUGGAACCUGUUUCAAUAAAAUAGUAAUGAAAUGUAUCUUCAAGAACUUGUAUCUUGCAUGUCCAUCAAAUAUUAUCUCCACAAACAGCAGCUGUUCAGAUUUAACUGCAAAAAUAGCUCAAUGUCCAUGCAAACAUGGCGAACAUGGAAGUGACGAAAAAGGUGAAAGUAGUGGAAACAAAGGUGGCAAAUCAAGUAAAAAGGAAGCUAAAGGAAGCGAAAAGAAGAGCCAGAAAGAGCAAGAAGGAAGUAACGGGGGUAAAAAUGAAAAGAACAAGAAGCAAGAAAGCAAAAAAGAUGGCAAAGGUAAAGGAAAAGGAAAAACCACAGAAGAACCAGCAACAGCUCAAGCUUUCGGAAAGUAAAUUUGAUACAACUUCAAUUACAGCAUAUUAUGAAAUCAUUAUUAUGGCUUACUACUUGCUAAAAUUUGAAAUGCUAUAUUUUUGAAUUUUAAAUAAAUUAAAUUUCUAUCAA
Messenger RNA from Chironomus riparius, 996 nucleotides. Lineage: Eukaryota; Metazoa; Arthropoda; Insecta; Diptera; Chironomidae. The record is from the annotation of a GenBank genome assembly.